AUGUCGCUCGUAGUUUCUGAGAAUCCUGCGCCCAUAGGUGCCGAGAGGCCUGCUAUCAGUGACACCGAGCACCUCACCUCGCUUAUGACGCUCUAUCGUGCCCUCUGCGUCCGGCACGAUGAGCUUGGCAUGGAGAUCCUUCUUAACGACCUCCUCGCCCUGCUCACGCGUACCCAUCAACAUGAACAGGCUGAGUCCUUGAUCGCGACGUGUGAUCUCACCUUGCCGCACCACUCCAACAAUCAGGCAGCACGGUAUUACUACUAUGUCGGCUUCACUCAGGCUCUGCGCUUGGAGUACGUGGCUGCCCAUCACUCUCUUCAGCAAGCUCUGCGGAAGGCCCCUGAGCGCGCGCAUGGCUUCCACAUCGCGGCGACAAAAUUGUCGUUGGUGGUGCAGUUACUGCUAGGUGAGAUUCCACCCCGGUCGGACUUUUUAGCCAAGGAUAUGCGUGAAUGUCUAUCGCCCUACCUGCAGCUCACUUCUUGUGUGCGCUUCGGCCAGCUCGGUCGCUUCAUGUCUAUCCUGCAGCAGCAUAAAGAGACAUUCGCGCAUGACCGCACCUACUCGCUCAUUCUACGUGUCCGCCAGCAUGUCAUUAAGACCGGACUUCGGCGUAUUUGUCAAGCAUACAGUCGUAUCAGCAUUUCAGACGUGUGUGUAAAGUUGUCCAUGGAGAACCCAGCCGAUGCGGAGUAUAUUUUGUCAAAGGCUAUCCAUGAUGGGGUGAUUGACGCUGUUCUAGAUAAUGUCAAGCGGGAGCUGAUUACGAGUGACAGCGUGGAUGUGUACUCAACUACGGAACCCUUGCAUGCUUUUCAGCGACGAAUUCAAUUUUUGAACGCUACCCACAACGAUGCGAAGCGUGCUAUGCGGUAUUCAGCGACAGAUCCUGACUUAGAGGCGGAGCGGAAGCGCUUAUAUCAGGAUGAGAGAGAUGAAUGCGAACGUGCGCUGGAGAACGCCGCCGAUGAUAUUGGCGAUGUGAACUUCGAGGAUGGCUUGUAG
Molecule: messenger RNA, 1008 nt
Organism: Phytomonas sp. EM1
Lineage: Eukaryota; Euglenozoa; Kinetoplastea; Trypanosomatida; Trypanosomatidae
Source: the annotation of a GenBank genome assembly